This is a messenger RNA of Apis cerana (Asiatic honeybee), 7049 nucleotides long. Its product is annotated as putative peroxisomal acyl-coenzyme A oxidase 1. Gene Ontology annotation, cellular component: peroxisome. Gene Ontology annotation, biological process: fatty acid beta-oxidation using acyl-CoA oxidase; lipid homeostasis. NCBI's taxonomy places the organism in Eukaryota, Metazoa, Arthropoda, Insecta, Hymenoptera, Apidae. The record is from RefSeq and is a predicted model, not a curated record. Gene Ontology annotation, molecular function: acyl-CoA oxidase activity; FAD binding; fatty acid binding.
UUACUUGUAUUGUCCACUGAUAAAAAGUUCUGGAAAAGAUGUAAAUCUGAUUGUUUAUCUUCACCAAUUUAUAUAUUCAUAAAAAUAUCAUGCAUAUUGAUUGAUAGUGUCAAAUCUAUAAAUUUAUAAUAAUAAAAUCAUAUAUCAUAUAUUUUCAAAGAAAAGUAUUUUUAUCAUUUCUGUGUUGACUUUCAUCAACCGCUAUAAUCUUGAUGACGCCAUUAGUACAUUUAAAUAUAUAUAGUGAUUUUUUUCCUGGUCUAUAUAUCUAUAUCAGGGGAAAAUGGUGAAUGUAUUUAAGCAUUGUAGCAGGGAUUUGUAUAUAUUAUUUAGUGAAUUUCGCUAAACGUUUUAUGUUUAGUCGUAACUUGAUAUUGAACGUGAAUAAACAUACAAGUGAACGUAUUUAAUUUUGCCGUUAAAUAGCAAAAAUUAUUGAACUAUAAUAUUUAUUUGAUUUGACGUUUUGUUUGUAUAAACAACGUGCAAUAACUUGUGUAUUAUACAUAGUAAAAAAUGACAGUGAAUAAGGAUCUAGAAUAUGAACGAAGUAAAUGUACAUUUCAACCUAUUGAAUUAACGUAUUUCUUCGAUGGUAGUCCAGAAAAAACAUUAGAACGUCGUGAACGAGAAAAGUAUUUUUUAAGUGAUCCAGAAUUACAAAAUAAUAUACCAGUAAAAUAUAAGAGCCAUAAAGAGAUAUAUGAAGAUGCUGUACGAAAAGUAUGUAGGGUUUUAUACAAACUUAGAAAAUUGCAAGAAACAGGAAAAGCGGGUAUGGAUGAUUUUACUCAUAUUUUUGGAGCUAAACUUGGAUCUGCAAUAUUAAAAGAUGGAAAUCCAUUGGUAUUGCAUUAUGCUAUGUUUUUACCAUCUAUUAUGGGACAAGGAACUAUAAAACAACAAGAAUAUUGGAUAACUAGAUCUUGGAAUGGUGAUGUUAUAGGAACAUAUGCUCAAACUGAAUUAGGUCAUGGAACAUUUAUCAGAGGUUUAGAAACUACAGCAAUAUAUGAUUCUAAAACAAAAGAAUUUAUUUUGAAUAGUCCUACUUUGACAUCUUAUAAAUGGUGGCCAGGAGGAUUGGGACAUACUGCAAAUCAUGCGAUAGUUGUUGCACAAUUAUACACACAAGGAGAAUGUAAAGGUAUUCAUCCCUUCAUUGUACAAUUAAGAGAUGUGAAUACACAUCAACCCUUACCAGGUAUUAAAAUUGGAGAAAUUGGUACAAAAUUGGGAAUGAAUGGUACCAAUAAUGGUUUUCUUGGAUUCGAAAAUUUCAGAAUACCACGAGAGAAUAUGUUGAUGAAGAAUUCUAAGGUUUUAGAAGAUGGAACAUAUGUAAAAGCAUUGAAUGAUAAAUUAACAUAUGGUACAAUGGUAUUCGUUCGAGUAGUGUUGGUAUAUGAUAUCGUAACUUAUUUAUCAAAAGCUGUUACUAUUUCAACUCGAUAUAGUGCAGUGAGACGUCAGGGUCAAAUAAAUUCAGAAAAACCUGAGGUACAAAUCCUUGAUUAUGUAACACAACAAUACAAAAUUUUUCCUCAUCUUGCUACAUGUUUUGCAUUUAAAAUAACUGCUAAUUGGAUAUGGGACAUGUACAAUAUUAUCAAUGUUGAAAUGGAUCAUGGAGAAUUGGAUAGAUUACCAGAGUUACAUGCUUUGUCAUGUUGCUUAAAAGCAGUUGCAUCUGCAGAUGCAGCAACUGGAGUAGAACAAGUUCGAUUAUCUUGUGGUGGACAUGGAUAUAUGGAUGCUAGUAAUCUUCCAGCAACUUAUGGUUUAGUGACAGCUAUCUGUACCUAUGAAGGAGAAAAUACGGUCUUACUUUUACAAACAGCUAGAUACUUAGUAAAAGUAUGGAAACAAGCUGUUAAUGGUCAAAAAUUACCAGUCACUGUACAAUAUCUUUCAAAUGCAGCAAAAAAAGUACAACAACGUCCUUGGAGCAAUAAUUUGGAUUAUUUUGCUGAAGCAUAUUAUACGGUAGCGGCAGGAAUUAUACGUAUAGCAACAGAAAAUAUGGAUCGUAGAAUACAUAAUGGCAUUUCUGCAGAAGAUGCCUGGAAUCAAACUAGUAUCGAAUUAGCUUAUUGUGCAGAGGCACAUUGUCGAGCUUUUAUUGUAAAAACAUUCAUUGAAGGUGUUAAAGAAAUAAAUUCGAUUAGUGAUCAAUUAAAACAAGUAUUAUUUCAACUUUGUGAAUUGUAUGUCAUAUAUUGGGUAUUACAAAAACGUGGUGAUUUUCUUCAAUUUUGUUCUAUGAAGCAAAAUGAUGUUCAGAUACUUCAAUCACGUUUAGAAGAAUUAUUGAUGGCAAUCCGUCCAAAUGCUGUGGGUAUCGUUGAUGGUUUUGAUAUCUGUGAUGAAAUUCUUAAUUCAGCUUUAGGCGCUUAUGAUGGUAAUGUUUAUGAACGAUUAUACGCUGAAGCUAUGAAGAGUCCUCUAAAUCAUAAAAGCGUGAACGAAUCUUUUGAAAAAUAUUUGAAACCAUUUCUUAAAAGCAAUUUGUAAAAUGCUUUUUUUUUUAUAUUUUAAUUUAAAAAAUAAUUUAAGAAUUAUAAUUAUUAUUUUAUAUUUUAUAUAUGAAAAAUUUAACUCCUCCAAGUCUUUUGUAAUUAGCUUCUAUUAAUUAGCUAAUUAGCUAAUUAGCUAAUUAUUAUAAUAUAUAUACAAGAUUUCUUUCUAUUGAAAAAUAUUCUUAUAUAUUAUAAGACAGAAAAAAGAAAUCAUCAUUGUAAUGUUAAUAUCGAUUUCUAACAUAUAAUAAUUGUAAUAUAUGUGCAAUGUUGAAGAUAAUUUUAUAAACAUUUAAUUUUUGUUGAAUAUUUAACGUUAAAAAAAAAUAUUUUUUACAAAUAUCUUAUAUAUAUCUUUAUAAUAAUAUUUCAUAGAGAUUUUAUUUUUACAAAAAAUUUUUUAGGAAUGUAAGAUUAUUUAGGAAUGUAUAGAUUAUUCAAUAAAAUGUUUUAGAUAUAUGUUAUAAAAAGAAUGAUAUUUUCUAUACAAUUUUUACAAUUAAUAAAAUUAUAUUGAAAUAUAAAUUGCCUACUUUUUGGACCUGUAAAUGCUUAAAAAAAAUUAUAUUUUAAAAUUAGAUUUUUUCAUACGGCAAAGUGUUUAUUUACAGAAUAGGAGCGAUGACAUACAAUAUUAUUCAUUAUAUUAACAUAGUGCAAUUAUUGUUAAUUUCUGUUAAUAACGUGUUAUUAACAUAAACGCCCGCAAUAGAAAUAAUAUUGUUCAAAAUUAAAAUGGAAUUUGUAAGAUUCAAUGAUAUCGUUUUGGUAUUAUGAUAUUAAUUUUCAAUUAAUUCAUAUAUUAUAAUAUGUCCAAUAAGUCGAGUCAAUAUACGCAAAUGUACACGAUGAUUCAUUUACAUAGAAUUCAAAUAUAAAAUCGAAAAUUAUUUUUCUAUACAUUAAUCUAAUUAUAUCUUAGAACUAUUAAUAUAAUCAAUAUAAACGUAAUUAACGCAAUAAAUAUUACAAAACAUAUUUUGAAUAAUUUAAUCUGGCACAAAUUUGACACUAAAUAGCAUGUUUAUUAGAUAAUUAAUAAUAAUUCUCAACUAUUUUAUACUCAAAUAUUUUGUUUAUCUGUAUUGAUUCGCUCAUUGGACGUUUAUUAUAAAUUUUAGGAACUUUGAAAUCGUUAUAUUAAUACAGACCAAAAAUAUAAAGCAGUAUAAAAAAAGAAUCAUAAUUUAGUCUUUUUUAUCAAUGGGCGAUAUCUUUUUUAUACAAAUACAUAUAUGUGUAUAUAUUUGUACAUAUAUGUAUAUAUGUAUAUAUAUAUAUAUGGAUUGACCAUGAAUAUAUAAUAUAUAGUACAUAUACAUAUAUACAUAUAUAUACAUAUAUAUAUAUAAUAUGUAUCAUGUAAAAUUUGAGGGCAAUUCAAAAGAGGAGGAGCGGAGGAUACACAAUACUUAUUCUUAAAAAAUAAUAUUGUUAAUUAUAUUGUUAUCAUUAUUAAUUAUAUUCAUAAUUUUAAAAUUAUUUGUCCACUUGGCCUAUGGGUUUAUGUCUAAUAUUAGACAAAUUUCUCACUACUAUAGCAUUUUUAAGGAAUACAUCCUCUUAUAAAAUAAGAUUUUAUUACAAUUAGUAUUUGUUUCUUGUCGCAUGGAAUAGCGCAUUUCGAGUAUUAAAUGAGCCACGUGAAAAUGCAACGCAUAUUUUUUACUUUCUUUACCUUUGUUAUCUAGUAUUUUUGUCUUAAAUGCAAGUUUCUGUAACAAAUUUUCUUUCCAUUCACGAACAAUAUUUUUUUUUUAAAUUAUUUUCUCGUGCAAUAUUAGUAAAUGAUCAAGCAAUUAUAACAAAUAUUUAAUAUAUUAUUUUUAUUUAAAUAAAUUAUAUUUAAUUAAAAAAUAUUAGUUCGUGAAAGAAAGAAAUUAUUUAAAUUUUCAUUCAUAAAAAAAAUUUUAUAUUUCUCCGCAUUACCACCCGAAAAAUUAAUUGCUAUCUAAGAAACAAUCUUUUGUCUAUAUUGCAUACGAUUAUUAUUAUAAUAAAGAUUAUGAUUCGAUUUCCAGAUUUCUUUUUUCUUUUAUUAGUGCAAGGAAAGAAGAAGAAAUUUUCAUAAAGGAAAGUUCAAGAAAGAAGAAAGAUGAUAUAAGGGAAGAAAGGAUUUUUUGGAAAGGUGAAAAAACGGAGAAUUUAAAAAUAUAUAAAACCGAUUCAAGAUGAAAAAUACAUCUUGAUAGUACUUUUUAUUUAGCUUGAAUCGGAGUAUGAUAUCUAUAUUGAUAUAACAAGAAUAAACUUCCUUUCCAACGAUUUUCGAGUUAAAGGCAAAGCAUAAAAUGUAUGUAUGUAUUCUAGAGUGUAGAAUAGAAUCUACACUAUUGAUUUUAGGUACUGUGUAAUAUUCCAUUAAUCUUAGGAGAAAUAGAAAAGAGAAUUAAUUUCCAUUCUAUUUAUUGCAAGUAACUUACCCUAAACACAAUAAUUUUUUCGACACAUUAUGUAUCGUAACUUUUUAGACAGCUUGAUUUUUUUUACUUAGAUAUCAAUAUUUAUUUGUGAUUUUUUGCUUCUCACUCUGUACAUCAAAUAAUUGCUUAUUUAAAUAGUUUCUCUUCCAAGUCAAUUCUAUCAAUACAUUUAUUUUUACUAUUUCUUACAGUAUCAUAGAAACGCAUCUAGAUACUUUGUUAUAAAUAAAGCUUCCAGCCAUUUUAUAAAUCGAUAAGAUCGAUUUAGAAACAACAAGUGCCAUUAUUGAAAUGCACUGAUUGAUAGAAAUGUUAUUUAUCUUGUUUUAGAAAAAACGACGCCUGAAAAUAUUUAAACCGAUAUUGCCAUAAGCAGUUUUCUUGAAUUACAACAAAUAUGUAUAAUGUUCGUUUAUAUUUUUUUUUACAAGUUAAUAUAAUUGAAAGAAAAUUGUCUUAUGCAACAUCGAUUGUGAUACGUCGAUUAAUUUAAACGCUUUGCCCGUAACGUUCAAUGAUCGUUUAAGUAAAAUAAAAUAAAGAUAAAUUAUGUUAAUUAUAUUUUAAAAAAAACUGGGGAAAAAGUGUUAAUAGCGUUAAUAAAAAAGCACUUAAAUCAAACGAAAAAAGAAUAUUAUGACAGUUCUUCUAGGCAAUUGGUGUUUCUUAUAUAUUUAAAUACAUGGCAGUAUCGACAUGAUAUAUUUUAGUUUACCCCGAUACAUCGGACUUUAUAAAAAUGGCGCUCGUGUUCCUCCUACACAGGUAGAACACAGAUUUAUGAUGAUCUUAUUGUUUAAAUAAAAUUGUACAUUAAAAAAUAGGAUCCUAAUAAUUUUAUUUAUUUACACGAGAAAAUAGAAAUUUAUCCGUCCAUUGUUUUUAUUAUAAACAAUAAUAUUUCGUGUUAAUUCUGUUUAUAUUUUAAAUGAUGUUGCUUUAUUAUAUAUAUUGGUCGAUUCAGGCGAUAAUAAAUGCAACAAUUCGUAUACAUAAAAUUCAUAUUAUUAUUGCACAGGAUAUAAUGAUAAUAUAAUAUUAUAUAUAAGAUAUUAUAAAAAGUAUAACAUCGUAUAUAUAAGAUUAUUUAUGAAAUGUAAAUUAUUCAAUAUUCACAUUUAUUCUUCAGUAACGUUAAAUAAUAUUGUUAUCUAAAAGGACAUUAAAAGAUAGUACUAUAUACUACGGAUCGUAUUGAAAUUGAGGGAACAUGAUAGAAUAACAUAUUCAUGGCGGGAUUAAAAAUUGAAUUCAUGUUUGUUAUGUUGUUAAUAAUAAUAAAUUUGACAUAGUCUGUCUAUAUUUACUAAAAUCGGAACGAAAACUGUUUUGCGUAGAAAAAUGAACAAUAUUAUAAUAAUAAUAAUAAUAAUAAUAAUAAUAAUAAAGAUUUAAACAUUACAAUGAUAUUGAUUAAUUAUACUCGAUCAGUAGCAUAAUCAAAUGUACUUUUCCCAAAUAAUUGAUAAUUUUUUAACAAAUCAUGUAUAAGAAAUCAUUUUUAUUGUUAUAGUUUGACAAUUAAAAUAUUAAUUACGUUCUACCUGGAAAGAGGCGAACGAGACGCCGAAAAUAUCUCAAAUAAUUGAGGAGAGGAAAACGAUCCACAGGAUCACCUGAAGAUUAAUGGAAAAUUAAAAGAAAGGAUAUAGGACAGAUAGAAGAGGAAAUAGAAGAAAAGGGAAUCGCUUGGUCCUACGUGGAAAAGUUAAUAAAUUAUUACAACGUAUUUCGCGCGAUACUGAUCGACCGUAAGAUAAAUACCGCGGAUUAAAAUCUUAGAACAAAUAGAUAUACACUUGAAUGUGUGUCUGUGUAUGCAUUUUUUAUAUUAUCUUCUUUUUCAUUAAUUUUUUAAUAUGGCAUACGCAUAUCUCUUAUAGUCAGAGAUGAAAGUCGUCUGUAUAUAAAUUUAUAUACGCACGUAUGUUUCUUUUAAGAUCGGAAGGAGUAAUGUCCUUGCGUAUACGCAGGAUAUUGUUUUAUCCAUGGCAAAUAGAAUCUCUCUCGACCAGCUUUUCUCUUUAAGAUACAAAAUGUUUCUUAGCUUUCUUACGGUGGAAGAAGGAAACAACGAGGAUACGUUAUGCUCUAUUCUUUUUUUUUU